Messenger RNA from Musca vetustissima, 1432 nucleotides. RefSeq names its product single-stranded DNA-binding protein 3 (gene Ssdp). Bases 39 to 1364 code for a protein of 441 amino acids. Gene Ontology annotation, biological process: positive regulation of transcription by RNA polymerase II. Gene Ontology annotation, cellular component: nucleus. The record is from RefSeq and is a predicted model, not a curated record. Lineage: Eukaryota; Metazoa; Arthropoda; Insecta; Diptera; Muscidae. Gene Ontology annotation, molecular function: single-stranded DNA binding; protein binding. The transcript has a single exon.
AAGCCGUAGCAGAAACAGCAACAGUAUAACUAACAAAAAUGUAUGGCAAAUCUAAAACCUCAUCGGUGCCUUCAGAUGCUCAGGCCCGUGAAAAAUUAGCUCUGUAUGUGUACGAAUACCUGCUACAUGUCGGAGCACAAAAGGCAGCACAAACGUUCCUCUCCGAAAUUCGAUGGGAAAAGAACAUCACACUGGGCGAGCCACCGGGCUUUUUGCACACAUGGUGGUGCGUAUUUUGGGAUCUGUACUGUGCCGCCCCCGAAAGACGUGACCAGUGCGAUCACUCAUCAGAGGCAAAAGCCUUCCACGAUUAUGGAUUUGUCAGUUCGGGCUAUGGUGUAAACGGAAUUGGCCCUGGUGGUCCACACAGUGCUGGCGGUCCAGCACCCAGUCCUUUAGGCCAGAUGCCUCCAGGAAGUGAUGGUCCGAUGGGACCGGGCGGCCCAAUGGGUGCAAAUUUCUUCCCCAGUUCAACGAUGAGACCUUCACCGCCUACACAUGCGUCAAGUCCACAGCCUCCACCAUCACAGAUGAUGCCGGGACAACCGCCAUUUAUGGGCGGUCCACGAUAUCCAGGUGGUCCCAGACCAGGCGUGCGUAUGCAAGGAAUGGGUAAUGAGUUCAACGGACCUCCUGGCCAACCUAUGAUGCCCAAUAGUAUGGAUCCAACGCGGCCGGGUGGCAUGGGUCCAAUGAAUCCUCGCAUGAAUCCACCCAGAGGACCCGGCGGUAUGGGCGGUCCAAUGGGUUAUGGCGGACCUGGAGGUAUGAGAGGUCCAGCGCCCGGUCCCGGAGGAAUGCCACCGAUGGGUAUGGGAGCUGGCGGCCGACCACCUCAAUGGCAGCCGAAUGCGACAGCGCCCAUGAACGCGUAUUCAUCAUCGUCACCGGGUAAUUAUGGUCCCGGUCCAGGCUCAAAUGGUCCUCCGGGACCGGGAACACCUAUUAUGCCAUCACCACAAGAUAACACACAAGCGGGCCCCGGCGGUCCUGGCGACAACAUGUAUUCACUAAUGAAACCCGAAUUUCCCAUGGGCGGUGGACCUGAUGGGGGAGGCGGUGGUCCCGGCGGCAUGGGUCCUAUGGGUGGUGGUCCAAAUUCAAUGGGUCCUGUACUUAAUGGCGGAGCGGGCGACGGCACCGGUCUCGAUGGUAUGAAAAACUCACCGGCCAAUGGAGGACCUGGAACGCCACGUGAAGAUUCCGGCAGCGGUAUGGGUGACUACAAUCUCGGCGGCUUUGGUGGACCUGGUGAAAAUGAUCAAACAGAAUCGGCGGCUAUAUUAAAAAUCAAAGAGAGUAUGCACGAAGAAGCCAAAAGAUUUGAAAAAGAUACAGAACCCAACGACUAUUUCAUGCAAUAACCGCCCGAACAAACCAACCUCGUACAACAACCGCAACAGCCACAAACAACAACAGCAGCAGCAACAGA